Ochotona curzoniae (black-lipped pika) is the source of this 1182-nucleotide messenger RNA. It is a transcript of the gene TPBGL, whose product is annotated as trophoblast glycoprotein like. Gene Ontology annotation, cellular component: plasma membrane. Gene Ontology annotation, molecular function: protein binding. The transcript has a single exon. The record is from RefSeq and is a predicted model, not a curated record. The coding region runs from base 1 to 1182 and encodes 393 amino acids. NCBI's taxonomy places the organism in Eukaryota, Metazoa, Chordata, Mammalia, Lagomorpha, Ochotonidae. Gene Ontology annotation, biological process: negative regulation of canonical Wnt signaling pathway.
AUGGCCCCGCGCGCGGGACAGCCCAGGCUCCGGCGACCGAUGCUGCCGGGGCUGCUGCUCGUGGCGGCGGCGUUGAGCCGGCCCGCCGCGCCCUGCCCCUUCCAGUGCUACUGCUUCGGGGGCCCCAAGCUGCUGUUGCGCUGCGCGUCGGGCGCCGAGCUCCGGCAGCCGCCGCGGGACGUGCCGCCUGACGCGCGCAACCUCACCAUCGUGGGCGCCAACCUGACGGUGCUGCGCGCCGCCGCCUUCGCCGGCGGGGACGCAGACACGGCCGGGGACCGGCAGCAGGAGGGGGCGGCGGCGGCGGCCACGGGCGUGCGCCUGCCGCUCCUGACCGCGCUGCGCCUCACGCACAACAACAUCGAGGUGGUGGAGGACGGCGCCUUCGACGGGCUGCCCAGCCUGACGGCGCUCGACCUCAGCCACAACCCGCUGCGCGCUCUGGGCGGCGGCGCCUUCCGCGGGCUACCCACGCUGCGCUCGCUGCAACUCAACCAGGCGCUGGGCAGGGGCGGCCCGGGGCUGCUGGACUCCCUGGACGCCGCGCUCGCACCGCUGGCCGAGCUGCGCUUGCUGGGCUUGGCCGGGAACGCGCUGAGCCGCCUGCCGCCCGCCGCGCUGCACCUGCCGCGCCUCGAGCAGCUGGACGCGCGCCACAACGCGCUGCCGGGCCUGGGCCCCGACGAGCUGCGCGCCCUCGAGCGCGACGCCGGCCUGCCGGGGCCGCGCCUGCUGCUGGCCGACAACCCGCUGCGCUGCGGCUGUGCCGUGCGUCCCCUGCUGGCCUGGCUGCACAACGCCACGGAACGCGUGCCCGACGCGCGGCGCCUGCGCUGCGCCGGCCCGCGGGCGCUGCACGACCGGCCCCUGCUGGACCUGGAGGAGGCGCGGCUGCGCUGCGGGCACGCCGACGGGCGCGGGGAAGAAGAGGAAGCGGCCGGCCCGGAGCUGGAAGCUUCCUAUGUGUUCUUCGGGCUGGUGCUAGCGCUCAUCGGCCUCAUCUUCCUUAUGGUGCUCUAUCUGAAUCGGCGCGGCAUCCAGCGCUGGAUGCGCAACCUGCGAGAGGCGUGCCGGGACCAGAUGGAGGGCUACCACUACCGCUACGAGCAGGACGCCGACCCGCGCCGCGCGCCCACCGCGCCCGCGGCCUCGCGCACCGCCUCCCCAGCCUCCGGCCUCUGA